This is a messenger RNA of Peromyscus eremicus (cactus mouse), 1506 nucleotides long. RefSeq names its product DnaJ heat shock protein family (Hsp40) member C25 (gene Dnajc25). Gene Ontology annotation, cellular component: endoplasmic reticulum membrane. The record is from RefSeq and is a predicted model, not a curated record. The coding region runs from base 16 to 1092 and encodes 358 amino acids. Gene Ontology annotation, biological process: protein folding. NCBI's taxonomy places the organism in Eukaryota, Metazoa, Chordata, Mammalia, Rodentia, Cricetidae. The transcript has 4 exons.
GCGAGCGAGGCGGGGAUGGCGGCGCGGCUCGCUGCGCGCCGGGAACCGGGGGCUGCCGGCCGACGCCCAUGGCUGCUGCUGGCGCCGCUGCUGCUGGUGCCGCUGCUGCUGGCGCGGCCCGCCGAGGCCCUGGUGGAGGGGCUGUACUGCGGCACGCGCGACUGCUAUGAGGUGCUGGGCGUGAGCCGCUCGGCCGGCAAGGCGGAGAUCGCGCGGGCCUACCGCCAGCUGGCCCGGCGCUACCACCCCGACCGCUACCGGCCCGAGCCGGGCGAUGGCCCCGGGGGCGCGCCGCCGAGCGCCGAGGCUUUCCUGCUGGUGGCGACCGCCUACGAGACGCUCAAGGAUGAAGAAACACGGAAAGACUAUGACUACAUGCUGGAUCACCCGGAGGAAUACUAUAGCCAUUACUAUCACUACUACAGCAGACGCCUAGCCCCGAGAGUGGACGUCAGGGUGGUGAUUUUGGUCAGUGUGUGCGCCAUUUCCAUGUUUCAGUAUUUCAGCUGGUGGAAUAGCUACAAUAAAGCUAUCAGCUACCUAGCCACAGUGCCCAAAUACCGCAUCCAGGCAACAGAAAUUGCCAAGGAGCAGGGACUGCUCAGGAAAGCCAAAGAGAAAGGGAAAAACAAGAAGUCCAAAGAGGAGAUCCGGGAUGAGGAGGAGAGCAUCAUCAAGAACAUUAUAAAAAGUAAGAUAGACAUAAAGGGGGGCUACCAGAAACCCCAAGUCCGAGACCUCCUCCUGUUUCAAGUCAUCCUGGCUCCUUUUCACCUGUGCUCGUACAUAGCGUGGUACUGCCGGUGGGUCUAUAACUUUAAUAUCAAAGGCAAAGAAUACGGGGAGGAGGAGAGACUCUACCUCAUACGCAAGUCUAUGAAGAUGUCCCAGUCUCAGUUUGACAGCCUGGAGGACCAUCAGAAGGAGACGUUUCUCAAGCGGGAGCUUUGGAUAAAGGAGAAUUACGAGGUCUACAAGCAGGAGCAAGAGGAAGAGUUAAAGAAAAAGUUGGCGAAUGACCCUCGGUGGAAGCGCUACCGGAGAUGGAUGAAGAACGAAGGGCCUGGACGGUUAACAUUUGUGGAUGACUGAAGACGGAUCUCGGGAGGCUGCCUUGCCGAACCGGAAGUGUUUUCAUAGCAGUUACGGGGAGCUGUGUCUGCUGCACUGAGCAGUAGCCGAAGUUCAUGAGAAUCUGAUUAAACAAACUAAUGUAGAAAUUCAACUUUCCCAUCAAACUUUAUACAAGAGACAUUUAUGAUGUUCAAUUUUUAUAAUCUAUUUGUGGAUUUUGUUAAAAAAGAUUUGACAUGGGGAUUUAUUAGUUGCCAUUUAAAAUUUUUAUAUGUUUAGUUAAAUUUGACAUGAAAUUUAUUAGAUACCAUUUAAAACUUCUGUGUGAAGUGUUUCUUCUUCAAGAGUGUUUCCUUAUGUUUUCAUAAUGCUACAUUUUUCUGCUUUCCUGGUCUCUAUUUUUACAAAACAACAACAACAAUUACAACAGUA